UACUUAAACAGAAAAAUCAAGCAGUGUCCAUACAAAUUCAUGGACAAGACUGAUCAGCCUCAAACUAUUCCAGUUGCCUUUGCCUCUAGAGGCACAAUUGGUGGUAAUGGGUAUGAAAAUUGGGCACUUCUAAGACUUCUUCCCCUCAUGAUUGGAUUUGAUAUCCCAGAGAACGAUCCAUCAUGGGAGAUUUUAAUGCUUUUGAAAGACAUUUUGGAACUGGUGACGUCCUUCAGAUUCACUGUGGAAACUAUUGAUUUCCUUGCGGAUAAAAUUUCAGAGCACAGAGGUUUGCUUUUAACAGCAUUUCCUCAUUUUGCAUUGCGUCCCAAACACCAUUACAUUGAACAUUACCCACAACUUAUACGAAUGUAUGGGCCUUUAAGAGAUGUCUGGACAAUGCGUUUUGAAGGCAAACUUAAGUUCUUCAAGCAAAUCAUUCGUGACACAAAGAAUUUCAAAAAUGUCCCUCAAACUCUGGCAGUCCGGCAUCAAAGAAUGAUGGCGUACCACAUGGAUUCAUUUUCUUUUUUCAAACCUUCUGUUCAGAUGGAAAAAGUUGCAGUUACACCGAUUUCAUCUUUUCCUGAGAAUGUUCAGAAUGUUCUUCAGAACAACUUUGGUGCUCAAAGCACUGUCCUUGUUACAUCCUCAGUAUGCAUUGAUGGCAUUAAGUACUGUCCAGAUGUAGUCGUUUCUGUUGGCUCCUGUUCAGGUCUUCCUGAUUUCAGGCAAAUUGUUAAAAUUGUAGUCAUCAACACAGAAGUUUUGUUUGUGUGCAAAGAGCAGACAGCGUGGUACACCGAGCAUCUGCGUUCCUAUGAAUUGUCCAGCCAUGUACCACUUAUGUCAGUCAUUAAGCUGUCUGAUUUGAAUGACUUGUUUCCACUGCCAACCUACAAAAUACAGGGCAGGACAUUUGUUACAAUUAAACAUUUCAUCUUGUGCUGAAUAUUGUCUUGGGUCUAAUACUGAAAAUUGUGGAACGUGUCAAUCAUUUUUCUCAAAUUAUUUUUAGGUCCACAUGACAAUGGAGAUGAGAACUGUUUUAAGAGUUAUUGUGACUGACCAUGACAUUCACAAGGUCACGCUUCCUAGCAAACCACAAACCCUGGACUCCCUGAUUGAACAGCUUGGGCAGCAUCUUGAUCUUCCAUACACGUUCUCUCUUCAGUAUGAAGACGCUGAUUUUAACAAUGCACUUGUUAACCUUACUGACAUUGCAGAUUUACCUGAAAAGCCGACUUUGAAGGUAAUCUCUCUCGUGACAUCACCUACACCAGGCCAGGCCGACACCGACAUUAUUUCUGUUACCUCUCAAGAAGAGUCACCUCUUACACGCCAGGAUCCAUGGCCAGAAACAUUUGAAAUUCCCAGCUUUUCCGUGGAUGUGGAAUAUAGACUGCGCCAGGGAAACCUCUUGUUUAUGAGAGAUAAGACAUACUUGAAAGUUCCCAGGGACAUGAAACAUGAAGUGCUUGAAAAGCUUGCUGAGGCUAUGUACAAAUUUAAAGCAUAUCCCCGUGAAGUAGAUUUCAAUGAUGUUGCAUCGGCACUUGUCAAAAAACAUCCAUGCCUUUUUGAACCAGGCUCCUCCACUGGAUGGAACGGAUGGAAAAACAGUAUAAAGUUUAAAAUGGGUAAUUACAGGAGCAAACUACGGAGAGCUGGAUGCACCGAUGUUCUUGUUAAUUCAAUGAAAAGAGGGAGCCAAGAUUCUCCAAGAAAUGUCAAGAAACCCAAACGAUUCGAGAUCAAUUUUCUACCCAAUAUGCCUUCUGGUGAAAGUGAAAGCAGCAUGGAAUCAAAACGAUUAGAAAUUGUGGAGGAGAUGAAGAAACGACAUCCGAGUUCUACACUGAUAGCACAGUACAUGGACACAACCUUUUCGCUAAGAAGAAAAGAGUUGGUUGAAAAGGAGCCUUCAGUAAAAGAGACUUUAGAAAGAUGGCCAGCACUCUUCAGGGAAAGUCAGAUUAUUGCAGAGUUCAACUGGAUCACAAUUAAAAACCUCAAGCAAGAAUUCUUCUCAGCCCUAGAUACACAUACUUCUCGGUUUCUGGAAGUUUUCAAAUCAAAGAAAGGCACAGCUGGAAAAAAGCUCUCGGAGUAUCUAAUGCAAAUGAAGUCUGCAGUAAGAACAUCACAGAUGUCACUGCUCGACGGACAACAGUUCUCCGUGGUCUUGCUGUCCUUCUUGGGGAAGACACUACAGACUUCUUCAAAACAUGCUUUGACUGUGAUAUUGUUGCACCUCAAGUAUCGAUAGGAAUUCUCACUGUGGUGCCAGAGGACAGCCUGAUGUCUCCACAAGGUUUGCCAUUGGAGGUCACUGAUACAGCAAUAAUCUUGGAGGGUGUUAUAGCAAUGGAUGGACUUGAGAAUGUUCCACAUGCCAUGUGUCUUGUUUUUGGGCUGAUCUAUGCUUUAAACAUGGAGUACCCUUCACAGCUUAAAAACACUUUUGAGUUCAUUCAAAGGGUUUUUCUUUCCCUGGGGCACAAAUCUCUCAAACCAAAACUGCAAUCACUAAAAAAACUUACUGUUUUAAUGUGCUUUUGUGUUUCUGAUGGCAGAAACAAGACCAUGUUACUGUAGGUCUGUUGUUGCAUUUUUUUAUUUUUUGAGUUUUAAUCAGUCACCUGCCAACCUGGAUACAAAACCAAAACUGAUUCAACUAAAAGCUUUGUAGUCAAGAAUUUGUCCAAUAUGUUUUUAAUA
Messenger RNA from Tachysurus vachellii, 2721 nucleotides. RefSeq lists its product as uncharacterized. The coding region runs from base 1025 to 2269 and encodes 414 amino acids. The record is from RefSeq and is a predicted model, not a curated record. The transcript is spliced from 4 exons. Lineage: Eukaryota; Metazoa; Chordata; Actinopteri; Siluriformes; Bagridae.